AAUUUUUUUCAACAUUAAGGUUAACCUACAUAAUUCAGUCACAAGUCCGAAACUGCUACGUCAUCUCCGGACAGGGGAAUUCCAUGACAGAACGACCACUGACAGCUGGCCUCAGAGAUAUUAAUGACAAAGAAGAGGACACUGACAGCAGAUGCAAAGAACACCUACAGAAGGGCUGCAGGGCCCUGAACACAGGAGACGUGGGCAUAGCAAAACAGCUGCAGGAGGGCUGCAGAACCCAAAAUACAAGGUAUGUAAACACGACAAAAAGGGGGCAGGAAUGCUGCAGCGCCCUGCAGACAGGGGAACUAGACAUGACAGAAUAGCUGCAGGAGGGCUGCAGAACCCUGCAGACAGGGGAUCUGGGAACGUCAGGACAGCUGCAGGAGGGCUGCAGGGCCCUGCAGUCAGGAGACCUAGACACGGCAGAUCAGCUAAAGGAAGGCUGCAGAGCCCUGCAGACAGGGAACCUGGACACAGCAGAACAUAUACAGGAAGGCUGCAUGGCUCAGCAGACAGGGGACAUAGACAUGGCAGAACGGCUGUAAGAAAACUGCAGGGCCCUUCACUCAGGAGAUCUCGACACGAUAGAAAGGCUCCAGGAAGGCAGCGGGGCCAUGCAGACAGGGGGCGUGGACACGGAAGAAGAGCUGCACUAGGACUGAAGGGCUCUGCAUACAGGGGACAUGAACGCAACAGAACCGCCACAAAAGGCCUGCGGGGCUGUGCAGAGAGCGGACCUGGACAUAGCAGAAAAGCUGCAGGAAGGCGUCAACGCCUUAAAGACAAGGAAAUUGGACACAACAAAGCAACAAAAGGAGGUUUCAAUGGUCUUGCAGACGGAGGACCUGGACACGGCAGAAAAGCUGCAGGAAGGCUGCAGACAGAAGACCUGGACACGGCAGAACAGCUGCAGGAGGGCUGCAGGGCCCUGCAGACAGAAGACCUGGACAAGACAGAACAGCUGCAGGAGAACUGCAGGACCCUGCAGACAGAAGACCUGGACAAGACAGAACAGCUGCAGGAGGGCUGCAGGACCCUGCAGACAGAAGACCUGGACACGGCAAAACAGCUGCAGGCGGGCGGCAGGACCCUGCAGACAGAAGACCUGGACACGGCAAAACAGCUGCAGGCGGGCGGCAGAGCCCUGCAGACAGGGGACCUGGACACGGCAGAACAGAGCUUUGCAGCUGCACUCAAGUCUGUUCAUGGGAAAGAGUCAAGCAAAGAGGUGGAGCCACUACUAAAAUUAAGUGAUGUCUACCUGAAGAGAGGAAUGCUGUCAAAAGAUGGUGAUGACUUCACCAAGGCAGCAGCGCUCUGUAACGCAGCACUGGUAAGAUCUAAAACAGACCAAGACCAAGGCAUAAAACAAACAAUCCAGUUCAUAACCCAAUUAUUCGUUAAGCACGUCCUGGGAAUCACACAUACGGUAGGCAUCGAUGACGUAGACAAACACAAAACGAUGUUGAAGGAAGACAGACAUCAAGUAGAAAAGGAAAUUUUAAAGAUUGAACAACAGGCCGACCCUUACAGCCUUGAUGAUGACGACCCAAAUAUCACAGAAGUGGAGAAAAGGAGAGUGGAAGCAUUCAAGGCAUUGUUUCAGACAAUACUGCAUCAGCGAAAAACGUUUAUAGUUGGCCUUAUAGAUGAAUGCAUGGAGGUAAUGGGUCCCCCUCCCUGUAAGUACGCCAUGAUAGGCUUGGGUUCACAAGCCACAGGUCUAGUAACACUGACUCUGACCUGGAGUUUGCCAUUUUGA
Molecule: messenger RNA, 1765 nt
Organism: Branchiostoma floridae (Florida lancelet)
Lineage: Eukaryota; Metazoa; Chordata; Leptocardii; Amphioxiformes; Branchiostomatidae
Exons: 4
Coding region: 152-1765 (537 amino acids)
Source: RefSeq, a predicted model, not a curated record